Messenger RNA from Papaver somniferum (opium poppy), 552 nucleotides. Its product is annotated as pathogen-related protein-like. The record is from RefSeq and is a predicted model, not a curated record. NCBI's taxonomy places the organism in Eukaryota, Viridiplantae, Streptophyta, Magnoliopsida, Ranunculales, Papaveraceae. The transcript has 3 exons. The coding region runs from base 1 to 552 and encodes 183 amino acids.
AUGAAAGGUGUACAUACACAGGACAUUAAAACUAUCAACCCAGAAAAAUUCAAGUUAUUUGUUAAUGGAAGAGAGGGAUUAUCAGGAGAAGAGGUCCUGAAAUUAGGGAGUUACACGGCUUUGCUGAAAACAUCUUUGUCCGAGGAAUUUCAGUACUACAAAGUUGAUGAAGAGAGCUUUGAAUCUUCUCAUGACAUAUUUAGAUCAGCAUUCCCUCGUGGUUUUGCUUGGGAAGUUAUUAAGGUCUACUCAGGGCCACCUCUAAUUGCUUUUAAGUUCAGACACUGGGGUUACGUGGAAGGUCCUUUCAAAGGUCAUGCUCCCACUAGCCACAAAGUCGAGUUUUAUGGCUUGGGCGUUCUCAAAGUCCUCGAACAGGUGGAUGAAACUCUAAGAGCGGAAGACGUGGAGAUCUAUUAUGACCCUGGGGAGCUUUUUGGAGGUCUACUCAAAGGACCUAAAAUAGAUUCUUCAAAUUUAUCACAAGAAGAAGCUAAAAAGAGUACUUCAUCCACCAAUGCUCAAGGCUGUCCUUCCCAUAAGGAGGACUGA